Messenger RNA from Ectocarpus sp. CCAP 1310/34, 2533 nucleotides. The record is from the annotation of a GenBank genome assembly. Lineage: Eukaryota; Phaeophyceae; Ectocarpales; Ectocarpaceae.
AUGUAUGAAAGGCUAUACUGUGGGUUGGUGGCGCUGCUUGAGCUGGUCAAGUUUACGCCGCUCAUCGGAGCGUUGCAGGGCACAGUGGGGCCUUGGUCCAUCGUGAUCAACGUCCUGCUGGGCGUCGACGCUGCGGCAUCUUACGCGAGAAUAGAUCGGCUUCCGGGCAAGCGUAAGGUUAUACUGUACAGCUUGUUCUGGACCGUGGUUCUGUCGGCGAAGUUCCUGUUUAACUUUUUCUUUAUGAUCCGCCCGCUCGUUGGGUCGACGCGGACCGUGUGGGACCUAGACAUGAGCGGAAGGUACGACCUCGGCUUCGUGUCUUUCCGCGAUACCCACAAUGUCGGCAUCCUGGUCGGCGUGUGGCUUUCUGUGGCAUUUGUAUAUUUCAUCGAUCUUCAGGUGUGGUUCAUCAUUGCCGAGAGCGUCAUGUCUGCCUGCUACGGCGUGGCGAGGCACGUCGGGGAGCGGCUCAACCCGAACGAGAUCUGUGGGUCCUUCGAGAAGAUGUACAAGAUUUUCUUCAGGUACUUGGAUGCCGAGGACCAACAGAAGCACUUCCGCUUCGCGUACGUCUGGAACGAGGUGGUGGACGCAAUGCGCAAGGAGGACGUCAUCGGUGACCGAGAGAUGGCCGGCCUCAAGUACUUCGUCGUGUCCCUGCACCGCCCCAACAGCGUCCUGGCGUUGCUACCCGGUUUCCUGGUGUCGGGCAAGAUCCAGGGCUCCGUCAAGACGGCGAGGGACUUCGCCAGGCAGCAGGACGAGCUCAUCAAGGACCUCGUCGCCGUGGACGCGUGGGGGAAAGGCGAAGACAAAGGAGCACGGUACGAGGCGGCUGAGAGACGAAAGCCCGCGACCGGUUUCUUCGACAUGAUCGAGAACUUGGCCAUGCCAGACCACGACGAAUACGGCGUCGCUCGGGCGGCCGACCUCAAGGUCGUGAAGCAGAUGCGGACGCUGCGGCUGGAGCAGAAGAGGUUCCUCCGCGGCAUGCUGUCGGUGUCUGACGCCAUCAGGGAGGUGGCGUUUCUCCACCUGUUUCUCAGCGUAUUCUUCCUGGUGGAGCACCUCUGCCAGAACGAGGCCAUCUGCGCGGGAAUGUGGGAGCUGUACGAGUUCGUCACCGGACUGGCCGGCUCGAACGACGCGGCCGGCUCCAUAGCCGACACGCUCAUGGAAGCCAACCCGAAGCGGGCGAUCUUCCUCCUCCAUCAGUGGCCGGACGUGGUCUUGGCCCUCGAGACGCUGGUGGCCGCGUUGCUGAGCAAGAACGGGAGGGCGGCGAGGAACGUCCGCAAGGCCAUGGAGAAGCUCUGUCUGGCCAUGGCGGCCUUCAUCGAUCCCUCCACCCACGGCCAUGGCAUGAGGCAAGAAGAGGAAGGGGGGUGGUCGGCCGGUGACGAGAGCGGGCAGCUGGGCAAGCUGCGGCACAGCAUGGAGCAGCUACAAUCUGCGCUGAUCGCGUGGCCCAAGUCCGCCAAUAUCACGCAGGAUGAGGUGGACGCCCUGCACAAGGACCACAACGAGUUCCUCAUGAGGUUCCACAGCCUGGCAACGCGAGUGGAGAACAUGCCGGCGUUCAGCACGCUGACGCCCUACUACUCCGAGGAGGUGAUCCUCUCGGUCCAGACGCUGUGCGCCCAGACCCCCGACGGGGUGACCACUCUGGAGUACCUGCAGACUCUCUUCCCCGAGCAGUGGAAGGCGCUGGUAGAGCGCGUCCAGCGGGAGAUGCCGGACGUGGAGGCGGAAGACUUCUCCCAGCAGCUGUACCGCAACGUCAACAUGGCCAGCGCCAACCCUCUAUUCGAGCGGAGGGGAAAGCGGGCCUACGUGUCCGUGCUUCAAGGGCAGCUCCGCUACAACUCGGCCAGCAGGGAGGCCGCGAGUGCCAAGUACACCUACGUGGUGUCUUGCCAGCAGCAUGCAAAGCUCCUGAGGUCGGGUAAGGAUGAGGAUCGAGCCAAGGCCAAAAGCGUGGAGCUGCUCAUGGAGAUGCACCCUUCCCUCAAGGUAGCGUAUGUGGAAUCAGGCAAGGACGGCCGGCACCACUCCGUGCUCAUCCGCUACGACGAGGCCCGGAGCCGCAUCGUGAAGCAGUACGAGGUGGAGCUGCCGGGGCCCAUCCUUCUCGGGGAGGGAAAGCCGAACAACCAGAACCACGCCAUCAUCUUCACGAGAGGGGAGGCGGUCCAGGCCAUCGACAUGAACCAGGACGGAUCACUCGAAGACGCACUCAAGGCUAGGCAACUGCUGGGCGAGUUCGACUUCAACGGCGGGGGAAACCACGCCAGGAUAGUGGGGUUUCGCGAGUUCGUGUUCACGCACGACGUCAGUUCCAUCGCAAACUUCUUCAGCCUCCAGGAGCUUUCGUUCGUGACGAGCAUCCAGCGGUUCUUGGACAAGCCGCUCGCCGUCCGAUUCCACUACGGGCAUCCCGACCUUUUCGACAAGGUGUCGGCGAUGACCUUGGGCGGCAUCUCGAAAGCGUCGAAGGGCAUCAACCUGUCCGAGGACAUCUUCGGGGGAU